Molecule: messenger RNA, 1311 nt
Organism: Centruroides sculpturatus (bark scorpion)
Lineage: Eukaryota; Metazoa; Arthropoda; Arachnida; Scorpiones; Buthidae
Product: DNA oxidative demethylase ALKBH2-like
Exons: 4
Coding region: 478-1176 (232 amino acids)
Biological process (GO): DNA repair
Source: RefSeq, a predicted model, not a curated record
GGGAAUGUUGAAGUAAAAACAAACUUUUUUCCAAGAUACACAACGUCCACAGUUGACGUCUAUCUACCAAAUGGGCGUAAGCAACUCGAGAGGCACCGUUUUAUAAACUUUUCGUUUGUAAAAAAUAUUACAAUUAAUAUUAUAUAAACUAAUAAAUUACGACUUAAACUAUUAAUUAAUACGUAUCACAAUUUUUAGUUUGUUUUGAAAUUUACAUUCCUUUUUGUUAUUUUACUUUGUGAUACAGGUGGCGGAAGUGUCAACUUUUUAAAUUCGCGUUCAGUUUCGAGAGUGAAGUCCGUUCUAGUGUUGAUGCAGAAUUGGGUCAAGGUUAUAUUCGUUGGAGACGAAAGUUGUUUCGAAAAAUUGCGUUUUAAUUAAUAAUGUCUGGAUAACGAUUUCUAAAUUUAUUAGCAGAUAACCUGAUAAUUCUGUAUGACGAGUUGUUGCUGGAGAUUGUGUGAAAUUGUUUAGAAUAUGCUUUCUGUUUAUACAAUUGAGAAGAAAAGAAAAAAGUCUGAUGAUGAUUCCAUAUUUGAAAGUUUAGAAAUUAAUUCAUUAAAAUGGAAGAAAAUUGAGAACAUUAAUUUAAAUUUAAGCUAUACCAUCCUUUUUACAAAAAAGCAAGCUGAUAAUAUUUUUGGUCAACUCGAAAAAGAUAUAAAAUAUUUCAGCAAUGAUCUACUCAAAGUCAAAGUUUUUGGUAAAUGGCAUGAAAUUCCAAGAAAACAGGUAGCUUAUGGAGAUUCUGGAUUGACAUACAGUUUCUCAGGUACUACUAUUCCUGCUUUACCAUGGACAGAUUUAAUAUCUAAUCUGCGUCAAGUGAUUGUUUCUGUAACAGGCAUCAGUUUUAAUUUCGUACUUGUUAACAGGUAUAAGAAUGGAUUAGAUCAUAUAGGUGAGCAUCAAGAUAAUGAAAAGGAAUUAGAGGAGAAAGCUCCUAUUGCAUCCCUUUCUUUUGGUCAAGUAAGGGAUUUUGUUUUAAAACACAAAGAAUCUAGAGGAAAAAAUGUUAAAUGCAAAAUAGAUCCUGUAAAGAUUGAAUUAGAACAUGGAAGUCUUUUGAUGAUGAACUAUCCCACUAAUUUGUAUUGGUACCAUUCUUUACCCAUCAGGAAAAAAUGCAUUCAUCCACGAGUUAACUUAACUUUUAGAAAAUUUAAAGUUAAAUAGUGAUUACAUUUAUUUGCUAUAAAGUUAAAUUUAAUUUAACUUAUUAUUGUUACUAAAUUUAAAUGCAAAUGGUUUAUAAAUGUUACCAUACAACUUUAAUAUCAUAUCAGACAAGACAAUUUCUAAAUCUUAAAA